This is a messenger RNA of Oreochromis niloticus (Nile tilapia), 2532 nucleotides long. RefSeq names its product programmed cell death 1 ligand 1. Gene Ontology annotation, cellular component: external side of plasma membrane. Bases 291 to 848 code for a protein of 185 amino acids. The record is from RefSeq and is a predicted model, not a curated record. Gene Ontology annotation, biological process: negative regulation of T cell proliferation; T cell costimulation; cellular response to lipopolysaccharide. NCBI's taxonomy places the organism in Eukaryota, Metazoa, Chordata, Actinopteri, Cichliformes, Cichlidae. The transcript is spliced from 3 exons.
ACACAAGGAGCCAUUCAAAGAGCCCCCACCCCCUUUCCUUCAUGAUAUUCCUCCUAAAAGUAUCAAACAACACCCAAUUCCAGACAGAUGAUAGUCCCACCCCCUCCCUUUAUCUUGGCUGAAAGAAAAAGAAACACGCACUUUCCUCCCUUCAUUCAUUCAAACAUUAGCUCUAGAUGCAAGUUUAUGUAAAAAUCUGAAUUUAUCAGUAGAUUAGCCGAAUAAAAACUAAUUCGGAACAUCAUUUAUAGAAAACAAAACAGUGUGAUCGGCAAAAUCUAUGCGCUGGAAUGGAUGUUUUGAUAACUACGUCACACCUGUGGAUUUUGUUUGCUGUCAUCCCCCUGAAGUUUACUUCUACAGAGCAGAAAAACAUCACAGCUGAGUCUGGACAGGAUGUCACUCUGACAUGUCGAGCUCAAAAUAACAACAUUGAUCUUGUAGAGUGGAACAGAACUGACCUGGAAGAUAAACCUGUUUUUGUGUAUCGGAAUAACAUGUCCGAUCCAGAAAACCAGCAUCCAUCUUUUAAGAACCGGGUGGAUCUGCAGGACAGACAGAUGAAGGAUGGAGACGUGUCUUUGAUUCUGAAGAAUGUGAUGAUUAAUGACACUGGAACAUACGAGUGUCGUGUCAACAUGAAUUUAAAAUUAAAUAAAGACCCCAUCAGCAGCAUCUACCUUCAUGUUGCUGAUCCUCCAGGUCAGACAGGAGGACACACAGAGGAUGGAGGGAAGAAGGAUGGAGGGAAGGAGGAUGGAGGAGCGAAGAGUGGAUCUGUUGGACUGAUUGUUGGUCUGGUAGUUCCUGCUGUGCUUCUUGUUGGUGUCGCUGUUUUUAUGAUCUAGAUAAACCAUGACAAUCAGAAUCAGGAUUCAUACUAACCUGUUGAAAUGCACUAUGUUUGAAACAUCUCACAGCUUUUCCACCUGAAUCUCCUGCUGUUGCUCCAAAUUCCCAGCGUGUCACUCAACACAGGAACAAACGAUGAUCUGAGGACAUGGAAAUCAUGAAAUUUGGUUUUCAGGGUUUCAAGGACUGAAAAACUCACUAAAAUCCUGGAUUCUCUUCUGUUCUUCACUCAUCACCAGCUCUCACCUUCUUCUCACCUGCAGGUCCUCCAGGAGGACUUGGAGGGUUUGUGGGACUGGUAGUGAGUCUGUCAGUUUUGGUGUGUUUAUUCUUGUACCUAAUGUUCUGAUCUCUAAAAGAAGAAAAGGGAACGGUGCUGAAUAUGUGAUUUCUGCUUCUCAGAGAUCCUGUUAAAGUCUAAAGACAUUGGGAGGGUUUCAAACUGUUUGGAGCAGGGAAACAGGUACUAAUGGUGCAGCACUGACUGAUGUGUUUGUGGAUAUGAACUCAUACACAUGAACAUACCUCAGGUUCAUAUCUACAAAUUCAUGUCCCAGGACAUAAACUUUAUAUUUAAUUUUACAUUUGGACAUCUGUGGGGUUGGUGAUGGAGGGAAUCAUUUCACAGCUCACAGGUUUCUACACUUAUGAAAUAAAACUGCAUCACUUUAAGCAUUAAAUCUAUGAAGUUAGAUAAACAUGAGGGUUUGGGAUAAAAUUGUUUACACUAAUUAAUGGUGAUGCAUCCUUGGCAAUGUUAUAGACAUGAAAUAUACGUCUGAGUGAAACACUCAAAGUCAUCAUGUUGACUAUCAUGAACAUUUUUAUAACUCCCUCUUUACAACUGUCUUUACUGUGUAACAUUUCCUACAUUUACACAAACAGAGAUUUUAGACUGUAAAAGUGAAUUUUGCACAGCUACAAAUUACAAACUUUGUUUUAUGAAAACUGAAGUUAAUGCAGCAGUGACUGGAAAAUAACUUGUUCUGCAAAAUAGGCCAUCUCAGUACCACUGACUUUAUGGUAUUUUUCAAAUUUGUUUGUUUAUUUCCUUCAGCAGGUACUUGAACUUCCUUCAGUGGAAAAUGGAAACAGAAGUGUUACAGAAACCUGUGUUUUACAUUUCCUAUUUGUGAAACUUUGGUUUUUUUUCUGUGUAAACCAACAAUUUAAACAAACAAAGUAAUUUAUGCUUUUUUUCUCUGGGUUGAGUGUUUUACAAGAUAGUGAAUGCAUAAAUGCUGUGAGCACUAUAAAAAAAAAAACACUGUUGCAGUUUGUGCAUGUGUCAAGUCAGCCAUGAAAUCCUGACGGUAUCAGAGUAAAAAAGCUGGUUUAGAUUUCAUUUGUUUGUUUCUCACCUCUCCUCCAGGAGCUGCUGAAACAGUCCAGGUGUCUUUUUUCUGCUCAGUGUUCUGGAGGAAAGUGUGCAAGGAAGGAGGAAUGUUGUGCGAUGUGUGUUGAUUUGAUCACUUACAGAGCAGUUUCCCUCAUGUACUGUCUGUGUUCACAUUUUCUGUGAAUAUUACAUCGACCACUACCCGACUUAUGGGGUUUAGCCUGGUGCAGAACUUUUCCCUCAUUUGUUCCUUGGUUUAAUUCUGUUAUUUGUUUGAUUUUAAUCUCCCUGUGAAUCUGAUGCACUGAGCCACUGAAGUGAAGAACCAAAGAAAUAAAAAA